Messenger RNA from Penicillium odoratum, 558 nucleotides. RefSeq names its product polyadenylate-binding protein. The record is from RefSeq and is a predicted model, not a curated record. Gene Ontology annotation, molecular function: RNA binding. The coding region runs from base 1 to 558 and encodes 185 amino acids. The transcript is spliced from 4 exons. Lineage: Eukaryota; Fungi; Ascomycota; Eurotiomycetes; Eurotiales; Aspergillaceae.
AUGGCCACCGAAGGGACUGAACCCACCGAGAUGAAGGAGGAGCAGAUUGUCCACGAGGAAGGGGGUGAAGAGGAGGAAGAGAUUGCCGCCAUGAAGAGGCGCGUCGCUGAAAUGGAGUCAGAGGCUUCGAAGCUGCGUGAGAUGCAGGCCACGCUGGACCAGCAAGCUUCGGACUUGGCGGAGAACAAAGAAGACAUUGACGCACGGAGUAUUUUCGUUGGCAAUGUGGACUAUGGCGCUUCUCCCGAGGAGAUCCAGGCACACUUCCAGAGCUGUGGCUCUAUCAACCGGGUGACAAUCUUGCUGGACAAAUUCUCCGGUUCACCCAAGGGCUACGCUUACGUAGAGUUUUCUGAGCCCAGUCUCGUGGCCCAGGCUUUGGUUUUGAACGAGAGUGUAUUCCGUGGUCGUAACCUCAAGGUGACUCCCAAGCGGACUAACGUGCCCGGUAUGACUCGCGGUCGUGGCCGAGGACGUGGUGGUAGCCGUGGUCGUGGACCCUUCCGAGGAUAUCGUGGUGCUUACCGGGGACGGGGACGUGGCUUCACGCCAUACUAA